Messenger RNA from Labeo rohita (rohu), 5334 nucleotides. It is a transcript of the gene wdr31, whose product is annotated as WD repeat domain 31. The coding region runs from base 594 to 1622 and encodes 342 amino acids. Gene Ontology annotation, molecular function: protein binding. The record is from RefSeq and is a predicted model, not a curated record. NCBI's taxonomy places the organism in Eukaryota, Metazoa, Chordata, Actinopteri, Cypriniformes, Cyprinidae. The transcript is spliced from 10 exons.
CGUCGCCCAUAGAGAAGCUGAACGCGAGGAGCCCCGGAAGAUUUAUAGCUGAAACGGAUCACUAUGCGAGAUAAAUCCUUCGUUCACGUACUUUCUACAAGCUCUGACAUCACACACACACAUGCGAGCCGUUCACAAUAACACUGACACACUGACUGGGAUAUCCGGCUAAGCGUCUUAAGGCUUGGGACGCUGUUUCAUAUCUAAAGGUUUAUCGCAGGAGAUGGAGAUAUUGGUUUGGCCAAAUAUUGCCAUAUUGCAUCUUACUUGUUACCUAAUGCGAUGAGGCACUAAUGCACUUAAUAGGAUUCAGGUCGCCCUCCCUUGUCUUCCUGGAGCUCUCAGAUGCAAGCUGUGUCCCAUACAUAACUGAACCCGAUACAUAACUGAUUACCAGCUUAUGCUAGAGACAACAUCAGCAUCUGUUCUUGCCAGGUAAUAGCUCCCUUGUGAGCUUGCUAGGGACCUGACGUCUUCAUUAGCAUAUAAAAAACUGUAAUUCUCACAGAUCCCAAAAGAGUCUGAAGAUGGCUUGCGCUGUGGAGAGAUGAGUAAGGCCUCCUGAUAUCGGGUGAUUAGAUGCCCAUAUAGGCAUGGGAAAACUACAGAGCAAGUUUCGGCGGCGCUCGGACCUUUACAAGGCCAAAGAGGGGGCGGAGCCUGCACCUGUGCACCAGGUAGUGCAGUAUGAACCCGCUCACACAGAUGCCAUCAACUGUGUCGUCAGCCUGACCGCUGACCUGUGUGUGUCAGGAGGGCAUGACCAGGCGGUUGUUGUCUAUGACUGGAGAGCUGGAAAGCGGUGUAAAUCUUUCCAGGGCCACAACAGAGAGAUUACAAAGUUAUGCUGUUUUAAAGGAAGUUCCUUGAUCUUCAGUGCGUCCCGUGAUAAGACGGUGCUGAUGUGGGAUUUGGGUCGAGAUACACAACCCGUCCAGGAGUUUUGUGGCCAUGAGCUCGUAGUUAACGGGGUAGCGGUAAGCCCAGACGGCUCAAAGCUGUGCACGGGCUCUAGGGAUAACUCCAUGCGCCUCUGGGACAUUGAGUCGGGAGAAUGUCUGCAGAAAAACACCAUCUCACGUAACCUGGUGACCCAUUUGUGUUGGGUGCCAGGAAGCACAUCUAUUGUCCAAACCUCAGAAGACAAAACUAUCAGGGUGUGGGAUAGCCGUACCUGGCAGGUCACUAACACAUUUCCGGCAAAGCAGUACAUCCAGACACACUGUGAUAUCAGCUCGAACUGUUACCACCUGCUGUCGUCCAGUAAUGGUUUCGGCGGUCAGGGAUGUGAGGCCACGCUGUGGGACCUCAGACAGCCCGGCUGUAAGGUGACCGAAUACAGAGGACACCUGCAGACCACAGCGUGCUGCGUGUUUGUGCCUCCCCGUCCCGGAUGUCCUGCCCUCGUUGUGUCAUCGUCUUAUGACAGCUCAGUAAAAAUAUGGGACCAGAACACUGCAGCAUGUUUGUACACAUUAACGCUGGACGGUUCGGGACCUUUGGUGUCUCUGGCUCCGUGUGACUCCACCAGUCUCCUGUGUGCCAGUUUUAACACAGGACUGCACCAGCUACAUCUAGAUCAGGGAGCAGUGCCCAGCCUCACUGAAGUGGCUCGCUUCUAACGUCUAUCUGGACCGCCUGGAAAUGCAAACUGAUGAGAUAAAACGAACAAAUUUAAUAACUGGAACUCCUGGAAAUGAGACUGUACACUACGUUUCCAAAGUAUGUUGAUACCCUAUUCUUUUAAACAAAUGGGUCAUGCAAAAAUGAAAAUUUGCUAAAUUUACUCACCGUCAGUGCAACCAUGUAGAAGAGUUUGUUUCUUCAUCAGAACAAAUUUGGAGAAAUGUAGCAUUGCAUCACUUGCAUCACUCUGCCGUGAAUAAGUCCAAACAGCUGAUAAAAACAUAAGUAAUCCACAACAAGUAAUCCACACAACUCCUGUCCAUCAGUUAAUGUCUUGCUAAACAAAAAGAUGUGUUUAUUAUAAACAGGUUUUCAUUUAACUGUUGCUUCCGGUCAAAGUAUGAGUCCAUAAUCCAUAAUAUCUCCACCUCUAAUGGAAAAAGUCAUCUUCAGGGGAGAAAUAUGCACAGAUUAAGCACUGUUUACAAGCGAAGACCGAUCAAAACAGCUCUAAACAAAUUUGAUUUCAAUAUGAGAGGACAAUAGGGGAUGAACUUGUUCACAGGAAGAAGCAUUUUAAUGAAAUAUGGACUAUUUUUGGUCAGAAACAAUGGUUUAAAGUUAAAACGCCUUGAUAGAUUUGUUUCUUACAAACAUGCAGCUUUUCACUUCACGAGAUGUUAGCUGAUAGACUGGAGUCGUGUGGAUUAUUGUGAUGUUUUUAUCAGCUGUUUGGACUCUCAUUCUGACUGCACCCAUUCACUGCACAGGAUCCAUUGGUGAGCAAGUGUUGCAAAAUGAUACUCUAAUGAAGAAACACUCAUCUACGGCCUAAGGUUGAGUACAUUUUCAGCCAAUUUUUUAUUUUUGGGUGAACUGUUCCUAACAGGUUGGCUAUUUCAGCCACGCCUUAUUACUAACAAGACCGUAAAAUCAAGUCUUUACAUGUCCAAAUGUGUCUAUAUGUUCCAACAUUAUCCACAUAUUUUUGACUAUGUAGUGUAUGACGCCUGACUACACAAACCAUUAAAGGGUGUGAAACGUAAUUUAUUUACUUGAGACUGAGUGUCUAAAAAAAUUCCCUGCCUGCAGAAAUGAUUUACAGUAUGGCAUUUUGCAAAUAUGGCUUGAUUCAUGGUCAAAAAUGAUUGGAGACAAGAUGGGUGCUGUUUUUUUCUGUGAAUGUGUGUUACUGUGUGAACAAAUGUGGGCAAUAAAAUGCCACUCAACUUGUGCUUGGUUGCUGAAUAACUUGAAUAACUGAAUAAUAUGUUUUUGGAAGCCAAGGGUGUAAAGUAUAGGAAAAAUUGUACUUAAUUAUAUGUUAAAUUAUUAUUUUACAAAGUUUAUACUUCACUUUGACUAUUGUUGAAACUGAAUACUCCUAGUCUUAACUUAAAAAUCACAUUUAAUAGUCCCUACAAUUUAGAGCUUCAAAAUACAAAGUUGUCAUGGUUUUUGUGUGUGUAUAUACAGGUGCAUCUCAAAUAAUUCAUUUUUUGUUUGCAACUUAUUUAAAAAAACUGAAACUUUCAUGUAUUCUAGAUUUAUAACAUGUAAAGUAACACUUUUCUAAAGGUUUUUUGUUUUAAUUUUGAUGAUUAGAGCUUACAGCUCAUGAAAGUCAAAAAUCCAGUAUCUCAAAAUAUUAGAAUAUUUUCAUUUAAGUUUCAUUAAAUGUCCAUCCCUACAGUAUACAUUUCGGGUAUCUCUUAUUCUUUGAAACCACAAUAAUGGGGAAGACUGCUGACAUGGCAAUGGUCCAGAAAACAAUUCACACCCUCCACAAAGAGAGUAAGUCACAGAAGGUCAUUACUGAAAGGGGUGGCUGUUUACAGAGUGCUGUAUCAAAGCAUAUUAAAUGCAAAGUUGACUGGAAGGAAGAAAUUGGGUAGGAAAAGGUGCACAGGCAACAGGGAUGGCCACAAGCUUGAGAAUACUGUCAAGCAAAGCCGAUUCAAACACUUGGGAGAGUUUCACAAGGAGUAGAAUAAAGCUGCGCUUCAAGAGUCACCAUGCUCAGACGUCUUCAGGAAAAAGGCUACCAAGCCACUUCUGAAACAGAAACGUCAGAAGCAUCUUACAUGGGCUAAGAAGAAAAUUAAAUGGACUGUUGUUCAGUGGUCAAAAGUCCUCUUUUCAGAUAAAAGUACAUUUUGCAUUUCAUGUUGAAAUCAUGAUCCCAGAGUCUGGAGGAAGACUGGAGAGGCACAGAAUCCAAGCUGCUUUAAGUUUCUGAAGUCAGUAAUGUUUUGGGGUGCAGUGUCAUCUGCUGGUGUUGGUCUGCUGUGUUUAAUCAAGUCCAAAGUCAAUGCAGCCGUCUACCAGGAGAUUUUGGAGCACUUUAUGCUUCCAUCUGCUGACAAGCUUUAUGGAGGUGCUGAUUUUCUUUUCCAGCAGGACUUGCCCACAGUGCCAAAGCCACUUCUAAGCGGUUUGCUGACCAUGAUAUUACUGUGCUUGAUUGGCUAGCCAACAAGCCUGACCUGAACCCCAUUAAGAAUCUUUUCUGUUUUGCAAAUCCGUUUUUUUUAUUUGUCUUAGGAAAUAUUCCAAUAUUUUGAGAUACUGAAUUUUUGACUUUCAAGCUCUAAUCAUCAAAAUUAAAACAAAACACUUUAGCAAUGUUUUACUUUACAUAUAAUGAAUCUAGAAUAUAUGAAAGUUUCAGUUUUUGAAAUAAGUUACAAACAAAAAAUGAAAACAAAAAGUUACAAACAAAAAAUAAACUUUUUCACAAUAUUCUAAUUUUUGAGAUGCACCUGUAUAUACAGCAUGUAUAUAUAUUGUGAAUAUUUAAAACUGCCAAAUCCAUUAAACUGAAAUAUAAUCGGCCACAACAACAUUUAACAUUGUGAAGAAUUUGACUAAUCCACUUGUGUUAUAACCACCGUUAUACCGAUGAUAAGAUGUGCAAAAUUGACUUUAGGUAUAAGGUUUGGACUGGGCUUAAUUUGUCUUGAAUAAUUAAAAUGGAAAGUAAAAAAAUGUAAGUAAAAAGUUAACAAAGUUUAUACAUCAAAUAUUAAUGUUAAUGGCACAAUCUUGUUCAUCUCAUCUAUUUCUAAAGCUGAAAAUGAUUCUUUUUGGUACCUAAUGCUUAACUACAAUUAAAUGUAGUUUAGUGUAGUUAAAUGUCCUUUUUUAUGCAUUCCCACAAAUAUAUUUUCAGCUGGAUACUUUGACUUACAGUUGAGUACAAUUUAGAGGGAAAAAAGGUACCCAUACUCUACCCUGACUAUAAUUUCCCUGUACUUUUUACACUCUUGUUGGUGACCGUUUAUUUGCACUUUUCAUUAAGUAAUUGCUAGCAGGUCAAAAUUAUUCACUGCCAAAAUCAUUCAUGCACAAAUCACGUGUAUAUGAAAUCUCACUCUCUCUCACUGAUGGCUGUAUUCACACAGAGUAUUUGGCAACAUGGGAAGCUGAAUCAUUUUUCACAUAGAAGCUGCUAGAGUUUAAAGACACGCUCAUAAACACAUUCAAGCAUUUAUGUAAACAGACUAGACUUGUAUUCACACACUGAGAAACACUGAGGAGAGGGAGAGGAUGCUUAUGAAAUGAUGUGGCCCUUUAGAAAAUUCAACACAAAAACAGCAGAUCUCAAUAUUUUUCCAGAAACAAGUGAUCAAACAAUGGAGAAUGUGAAGUCAACGAAAAUUAGUGAUGCAAUGUGAUUGUUUUUUUAUGUUUUUUUUUUUUUUUUUU